Molecule: messenger RNA, 804 nt
Organism: Nannizzia gypsea CBS 118893
Lineage: Eukaryota; Fungi; Ascomycota; Eurotiomycetes; Onygenales; Arthrodermataceae
Product: HD domain-containing protein
Exons: 2
Coding region: 1-804 (267 amino acids)
Source: RefSeq, a predicted model, not a curated record
AUGAGUGAUCCUGCGGAAUACAUACACACCGAGGGUGAAAGAGGCCUCUCAGCAGUUGCUGGCACAUCGACAGUCUCGGAUUCUGCUCUUGUCGAAAGAGUUACCUCAUAUGUCAAAGAAUACAUGUCCCAUUAUGACAGCUCUCAUGACUUUGACCAUGUCCUACGAGUUCUCGGCCUUGCCAGGCUUAUUGCUUCAACUCCAUCAUAUGUACAUGUAUUUACAAAUGCUCCAUUGCCCAAGUAUAACCCCCUCAUCAUCACGCUCUCCGCGCUUUUGCAUGACGUCGGUGACAAGAAAUACCUCAAACCUGGCGAGAACGGUCAGACCAUGGUUUACGAGCUCCUUGUUUCUUUUGGGGCAUCAAGAUCUUUGGCAGAAACGAUUCAAAAGAUUGUUAGCAACGUAUCGUUCUCUGCAGAAACAAAGUCAGCAGAAUCCUGGGAGAAUGUACAGAAGCUAGUGCGGGAAAUUCCAGAGCUCGGUAUUGUGCAGGAUGCGGAUCGCCUAGAUGCAAUUGGCAGCGUUGGUAUUGGCCGCGCGUUUACGUAUGGUGGUGCAGCCUUUAACACGGGCCAAAAGGGAAGAACUCUGCAGAAGACGAUUGACCAUUUUACUGUGAAGCUGGAGCAUCUGGAGGGUUUGAUGAAGACCGAGGAAGGGAGAAGGCUAGCGGAGGAGAGGACGAGACGGCUCAAGAUGUUUAAGGAGUGGUGGGAGGAGGAGGUGUCGGCUGCAGAGGAUGGAUUGAAGUCUGUCCCGCUAUCAAAGGGGUAUAAACUGAGUGGCAUGAUCCGCGACUAG